GAGGUAUAUAUAUAUAUAUAUGUAAUGUCCUCGUCGACUACCUUCUCCCGCCAUUCCCGUCGUCACUUUCCUCUCGCUGGUUAUGCUGUACUUCGCCGCCGCGUCUGUCGUCACGCAUUGAUAUUUAGAUUCCGCUCUCUUGAGCUUCUAGGGGCUGUUUGGCAACGGAAUUUAUUCAGGAUUUAGAAUUCUUUUGGAUUGAAUCUGGACAGAGGAUUGCGAGAUGACUUUUGAAGAAGGGGGUAAGAUUUCAGCAGAUAGCUGCAUGGAAAUGGAACCUUUAACUGGGUUUGAGAUUAUUAAGGACAAUAUUGACUCCGUUCCUUCCAAAGUCUCCUGCUUGGAGGAAACAAGUGUUCUGGAAGUGAAAGAUUCUUCUUGCCAAGCUUCUUGUUUGGACAAAGGCGUGUGUUGCGAAUUCAAAGAUGUCAUGUCAUUUCCGCCUGUCAAUUUGAGCUUGUUUGAUUCUACCAUUCAUUUCCAGAAUGACGGAUUUACUGAAACCUCUUCAUCAUCGUCAGAUCAGACGGAGGAUGACGAGAUGGUUUUGGAAAUUGAGACUCCAACUAAAAGCAUAUUUGAUCCAUUUGCUCCUGGAACUGAUGAUUUAAUGCUCGCGCCCAAGAAGAAGAAGUUAAGGAAUUCAUAUGUACCUUUUCGGAGGCGGCUGGAUUUUAAUGCUGGAAGCGAGUCUAAAGAAAAUGUAGAAGGUGAUUCAGUUAAGGAUUUUGAUGAAGAGGAGCAAAUUUUCGAGUCAGUUUUCAAUUCUUUAUUUGAAAUGAUAAUUUCCAUUCAGCUCAAAGAGAUUUCAGCUGAGACCAUGGUGACAGAUUCUGAUCUUGCUGAAGAUUGCAAGACACCCUUAUCUUUGACUUUGCUGUCAAGUAAUACAGAAGCUUGUCCGCCUGCUCCUAUGAAACCAAAAUUGAUCUUAGAGAGACAGAGUCAUAAUCUUUGUCGAAAGCUGGACUUUGGAAACAACUUCAACUGAUACUUGGCUUCUGGUGGAAAUCAGUUGUUGGCUCCAUAAUGUUGUGGAACAACAAAGGCAAGUGUUUUAUCUUUACUAAUUAUUCAUAGAGGCCAAGUUUUGAGAGAAAUGAUUGCAUCUAUAUUUGGUAACGGUUAAAUCCUAAAAUAUGGUGGAUUAAUUAUUGUUUCUGGUUUUGGUGAUUAUACAUGUAAAGAUCUGUAGUAGUUGUUUAUUCUGUAACUUUUGCUUGUUAGAAUCAUUGUGAUGUUUUGAAAUAUGUAUGAAGGGAAUGAGGAUUUGUCGAUUAUUGUAGCUAUCCUCUGAUGACUUCUUUAUUGUAAAAUAUUAAUCAUGUCCUUAACUUUUAGGAAUUUUAUAUUACAAAGUGCUGGUCCUCA
This is a messenger RNA of Dendrobium catenatum, 1371 nucleotides long. RefSeq lists its product as uncharacterized. Bases 224 to 991 code for a protein of 255 amino acids. The transcript is spliced from 2 exons. The record is from RefSeq and is a predicted model, not a curated record. Lineage: Eukaryota; Viridiplantae; Streptophyta; Magnoliopsida; Asparagales; Orchidaceae.